Messenger RNA from Octopus sinensis (East Asian common octopus), 414 nucleotides. RefSeq lists its product as uncharacterized. Bases 1 to 414 code for a protein of 137 amino acids. The transcript has a single exon. NCBI's taxonomy places the organism in Eukaryota, Metazoa, Mollusca, Cephalopoda, Octopoda, Octopodidae. The record is from RefSeq and is a predicted model, not a curated record.
AUGAUAAUAAUAACCACAAGGAGUCACAAGGAGAACAAGGAACAAAAUAUACUGUGGGAUUUUAUAAUCCAAUGUGAAUCCCUAAUCGAGGUUCGGAGACCUGAUAUUGUUGUGGUAGAUGAAGGAAAAAAGGAAAUCAGGAUCAUAGCUCCUGCAAUACCUGGAGAUUCACGCAUAAGUGAUAAAGAACGAGAAAAGAUUAAAAAGUACAGACUACCAAAAGACGAAGUUGCAAGAAUGUGGACUAUGAGGAAACUGUCUGUCAUUCCAGUAGUUUUGGGAGUAUUCGGAGAACUAACAACCAAGUUCGAAAAAUAUAUCACAGUAAUCGGAAUUGAUAUGAGGGCAGAGCAGGCCCAAAAGACUGUUCUGCUGUGGAGUUCUAUGAUUUUGAGACUGGUAGUUGGGUGUUGA